Messenger RNA from Aspergillus puulaauensis, 1371 nucleotides. RefSeq lists its product as uncharacterized. The record is from RefSeq and is a predicted model, not a curated record. NCBI's taxonomy places the organism in Eukaryota, Fungi, Ascomycota, Eurotiomycetes, Eurotiales, Aspergillaceae. The transcript is spliced from 2 exons. The coding region runs from base 1 to 1371 and encodes 456 amino acids.
AUGCCCACCCUGACGUCCAUUCCAACCGAAUGCCUUCUCGUCAUUCUCCAAAGCUGUGACAGUAUAUCUCAGGCUACUGCUCUUUCUUCAAUAUGCAGACAAUCCCACUCCGUUUACGUCUCAAACAAGUACGCAGUCUUAGCAGAAUGCGGGAAGCGCGAUAUCCCCGCCUUCAAUGAGUCCCUUAUGGCAGUCCGCGCGACAAACAUCGUCAUGGACCACUUCCACAAGGGGCAGUUUCCGCCAAAGCCUUUCCCCCUCUCCAUAGGCGUGGAAUCGCGAAAACCAUCGUCUGAGGAAAUGCGGCAAGUGUUUGACUGGGAACAUCUGAUCAGGUGCAUCGAGGACAUCUGCUUGCACAAUACGGAAUGGGGUCGAGAAAGUCCUUACUUUGAUAAGACGGCUGAUUCUGAAACGCCGUCCCCGGAAUGGCUCACUUGGAGACAGAACUUCCGGCGCUCAAUGUACCGAUCAUUAAUGAUGGGUGCGGUCUUAUGUGCAGAAUACCAGGAGCCCGUAGCGCUGUCUAAUAAGGAUGGCAUUCCAAAGGGGUUUCUAGAAGAUCUGCAGGGUCGAAUCGACCGAGAUGAUCCAGACGAACCAUUUAUGAGGAGUGAUGAGAUGGCAUACCUACUCAAGCACCCGGUCUUCAAUUUCGAGGCCUACGACGACCAUCACUCUAUAUACGGACAGCUAGCGGAGUUCCUUCAGCAGCAAACUGAGAACCAUCGACAGGUCAGCCCAGAAAUACGAGAUAUGUAUCCGGAGUACGCAAGUCUAGAGGAAGUUGCCCGGGACCAUGCUGUAAUAUUCCAAGCUGAGAUGGUGCAAUGCCUCAAGUCAUGCAUGACGCUUUCAAAUCACUGUGGAGCGUCACAAAUAUUCAAAGAAGCCAAUAAACCUUUUGAAAAACGUGCUCGAAGCAUCACAAUUAUCCGAUUGGGAUCAUUCUAUCCUGAACACAUUGCUAUGCCGGCCAAUCCCCAUCAUGCACACCAGAUGCUUCUGCUUGCAGAGCCUCUUCCCCAAAACAAAGAAAACACAGCAUGGAAUUCCUCCUCCCACUUGAUGGACUCAAUUCUUGGCUUCAUGCACCAUUUUUCUGGUCAGCCCAACCAUUACGCAGGGGGAUUCCCAACUCCGCCUCCUCCCUUGCAGGUCUUCCAGUACGUCGCCCGAAGGUUCCUGGGUCUCCGCUUUUCAGACGAAGCAUUUGACGAAAGAUGGGUCGAGGCUGCGUAUAUCCAGUUUGCGCAUUAUCCACAAAUCUCUGGCAUUUUUCUGGAUGAGGCUCCUGAUGAUGGCUCAAUGUUUGACACUCUGGACGGAGAGGGUCAGUAUAAUGUAUACUAUGGAUCAGGUGCGUACUAG